AUGUCGUCGUCGAAACUAUCCUUCCUCCAUCAGGCUGCCUAUCUCCCCAUGGAGCGCGGAGGAGGACGCCGAUCUCCGUCAGACCUGGGGGUCGUUUGUGCUUGCCCGCGACCUCCCUCUCGGCUGCGAUGGGAAACGGUCAGGAUGGGAAGUAUAUCAUCCGAACUUCCUCGCCCGACAACUCGGCUACCUUCAAGGCUGCCCUAUCCCCCUUCUCUCCUCCCGAACGGUCCUAAGCCGUGGACGCGAACAUACACCCAGGAAUUCUUUGGUGCGCCGGUCGAAGACGUGCUUAGCAGACUCUUCAGUGACCGGCCUAAGAAGGCCUCGGCCCCUCAUCCUCAAGGUAGUCGGCCUUUGAGAAAGACGGAGGCAGUUGCCGCUGCCACGACCGGGAAAAAAUCGAUCGUGGCCCAAAAGGACAAACCCGCUGGUAGGGCCGUGCUGAUCAAACGGCCUCGCCAAGAGGCCGAGCCGGCUGUCGAGCCUUCCCCGCCAGCCAAGCGGGUCAAACAAAUGGCGAAGAAGGGUGCCCGGGAGAUCCACGUUAUCUCCAGUCACACGACGACUCCCAGUGCUUCUUCUUCCGCCGCCGGCCAUUCUGGGGUCGAGAAACAACCGGCCUCGGCCGCAGACACGACCCCAGUGCGGCCUGCCUCUGUGGCCGGCGCAUCAGUUGUACCUCCCUCUGUCGAGAAGGCACCUGUCCCACAACAGGCGGUUUCUACGACCGAGGGAACCUCUACCAAGAAUCCAAAGCCCUCGGUCCUUGUGUUGGACGAGAGCGAGGGGAGCGACGAGGUCCCGCUGGCGCACCGUCCUCAUACUCGUCGACAACCUCCUCCAAUACCCGAGAUGGCGGUUCAAACCGGCCCCUCCUCGGCUAAUCGUGGCAAGCGCACGGUCGAGGAACCGAUCCCGGUGCCCGAGAUGGCGGUUCAAACCGGCCCCUCCCCGGCUAAUCGUGGCAAGCGCCCGGUCGAGGAACCGAUCCUGGUGGCCGAACCUCUCGUUCCUUCUCAGGACCAGGGCGUCCCUGCCUCCUCUGAAGCAGCUGCGCCAGUCGGCCCAUCGGUAGCCGACCGGGGCAAACGGCUGCUCGAGGAACCGAGGCUACGGCGGAAUCGCCGGUCCAUCCCCAAGACCAAAGCUUCCAUAUUCCUCCACAGGAGGUUACCUCGGCCUUUGCUUCAUGGGAGGUUGAAUUCAAAAAGCCCUCCUCUCCAGCACGAUUGCAGAGUCCGGCCCUUCGGCCGCUCCGACUGA
Molecule: messenger RNA, 1266 nt
Organism: Malus domestica (apple)
Lineage: Eukaryota; Viridiplantae; Streptophyta; Magnoliopsida; Rosales; Rosaceae
Source: RefSeq, a predicted model, not a curated record